UUUCCCAUAAGAUUCGUUAUAAAAUAAAAAACCCAUCUUCAUUUCAAGUUAGAUAGUGUAUAGCCAUGAGAAAGUACACAUUUGUUAUUUUUGCAAUCUUAUUGGGUCUCGUUGUCGCUGACGUGGAUUUGAUUGAAAAUGAAGAAACUGGGGAAGAAGAAGGAGAUGUUUUAAGUAUUCAAUCAAAAAAUAUUAGAUAUCAAAUGAGCCCUCCGGGUCCACCUGGUCCGCCAGGACCUGAUGGACCACCUGGUAGUCAAGGUAUGAAAGGACCAACUGGUGAUCAAGGACCUGCCGGACCAGCUGGACCUCAAGGUGCGCAGGGUAAAGACGGACCUCAAGGCGCAACUGGACCUCAAGGAGUACAAGGGGCUCGAGGACCUCGUGGUCCAAUGGGAUUCCAGGGACCUCCAGGAGAUAUGGGUCCACAAGGAGCAGAUGGAGCUCCGGGAGCAGAUGGACCAAGAGGAACACCAGCAACUACUACAACAACAACAACUACAACAACAACCACUGCAGCAACAACAACAACCUUAGCAUCUGCAUCAGCAGGAUAAAAA
Episyrphus balteatus (marmalade hoverfly) is the source of this 560-nucleotide messenger RNA. Its product is annotated as complement C1q and tumor necrosis factor-related protein 9-like. Lineage: Eukaryota; Metazoa; Arthropoda; Insecta; Diptera; Syrphidae. The record is from RefSeq and is a predicted model, not a curated record. The transcript is spliced from 2 exons. The coding region runs from base 66 to 557 and encodes 163 amino acids.